GGAAACUCAAUGACAACGACAAUAUCGCUACUCAACCAUACGUCUGCCACACUACCUUCCCCCCCUCCGCGUCCUGGCUCCCCUUCGAAACACUCUGGUCCGUCAAUGCUGAACAACUUCUCUCCUCCAACGGUGGAGACACCUACAUUACACACUACAUCCAGUCCGCCCUUCUCUCGACCGGCUUCAUCUACCGACUCGACCCGCGCCUCCUGCUCGCUCCAUGCGCUUGUCCCGCUGAUGGAGGAGAGUGCGUGUGUGGAAUCAUGCAAGUGCCUCAUGGCGGAAGCUUCAACGAGAAGGAUGCCGAGAAGUCGGUGAAUUGUAUGAUAGGGGCUGGAGGGGAUGCGCUUAUGCACGCGAUGAAGACGGAGGGGUUAAAGUCGGAUGCAUUGCUGCUGGCAGGAAAGAGCAGGAUGAGAGAUGUGCUUAGGAGGUUUGAGAAGGUCGUGGGCAAGGUAAAGGGAAAGGGAGAGGAAAUGGGGCGAUUUGAGAUGGAUUUGGUGAAUCGGUUGAUGUGGUGGAAUGGGAGAGGGAAAGGAUUCGACGGGUGUUUGUGAAUUGGAAACCGGUGCUCUCUCGUGUCGUGGCAGUGUUUUUGAUUAACUAGACUCGUUCUUGGCCG
This is a messenger RNA of Zymoseptoria tritici IPO323, 625 nucleotides long. RefSeq lists its product as uncharacterized. The transcript is spliced from 4 exons. The record is from RefSeq and is a predicted model, not a curated record. NCBI's taxonomy places the organism in Eukaryota, Fungi, Ascomycota, Dothideomycetes, Mycosphaerellales, Mycosphaerellaceae. The annotation marks the transcript as partial.